GUUCUAUCAGCCAAACAGGGGAUGGCCUUCCACACAGCAUCACUACCAACAGUAUCUCUGCACAUGUGGGUUGUGAGACGGCAGAGCUCCAGUGGAGAGAGUGUGUUAGCCUGAGUGAGCCCUGAGCCUACUGCAGGAGUUCUACACGCAUCCAAGUCUUGCCUUAUCCAGCCCAAUCCAGCCAUUUUCUGACACGCCAAGCCCAGCCGAAACCAGCACAGCCCGAUCAAGUUCUUCACAACCCAGCCAUGGAUUCCAUGUCCUCCCUGAGCUCCUCAACCUCCUGCCCCUACCUGUACCUCUGGAGUAGCAACAUCACCAACAACAGCAGUAGAAGCAGUAUUAGCAACAAUGUGAUCCUGGAGCACUACAACCACACAGGGCGCCUGCAGCACCGCGGGCCCCGCCAAGGUGGCCUGAGCUUGGGCGCGUCCCUCUCCCUCUUCAUCAGCAUCCUCAUCAUCCUGGAGAACCUGCUGGUCCUGGUGGCCGUGCUCUCCAGGAUCCGCAACAGCCACCGCUGGGUCUAUGUGUGCAUCGCCAACAUCACCCUCAGUGACUUGCUGGCUGGGGCGGCCUACGUGGUCAACAUCUGCAUGUCUGGCAGCCAUACGUUCAGACUGAGCCCAGCUCUGUGGCUGUUCAGGGAAGGGGUGAUGUUUGUGACCUUGGCUGCCUCGAUCUUCAGCCUGCUGCUGAUAGCAGUGGAGCGCUACACCGCUAUGAUGAAGCCGCUGCACCAGAAGUCAGCCAGGAAGACAUGUCGUAUCUACGGCCUGGUGGCGCUGUGCUGGAUCCUGGCCUUCGCCAUCGGCUUCCUCCCCCUGCUGGGAUGGAACUGCGUGUGCAGCCUGGAGAGCUGCUCCACCCUGCUGCCUCUCUACUCCAAGAGCUACAUCUUCUUCUCUCUGCUCAUCUUCUCCCUCAUCCUGCUGGCCAUCGGUGUGCUCUACGGCGCCAUCUACUGCCACGUGCGCAGCAGCGCCAAGGUGGGAUCCCAGCGCAGCCGCAAGCGAUCCCUGGGGCUCCUGAAGACGGUAAUCUCCAUCGUGGGUGUGUUCAUCAUGUGCUGGGGCCCUCUGUUCGCCCUGCUGCUGCUGGACUUUUUCUGUGUGUCGCGGCAGUGUGCGCCCCUCUUCAGUGCCGACUGGGUCAUUGCUCUGGCUGUGCUUAACUCUGCUCUGAACCCUGUCAUCUACGCCCUGGGUAGCACAGAGCUGAGGAAGGCCAUCGCAGGGCUGCUGUGCUGCUGCUGCCUCAGGGCAGGCCUCUGUCACCCUGAUGCCUUCGUGUCCAAGGAGACCAGCAGCACGGGGAGCACCAGGCAUAGUAGCUUGAGGAACAGUUUCAAUAAGGUCAGGAGUUUCAGUAUCAGUCCCCCGCCUGCACCCAAGGCCCCCAAGAAGAGCCGCCUCAGCUCCACCACCAGCUGCCUGUCUGUGUCGAGCGGUUAGACCACAAAGGGCUGCCUGGGGCAGACGUAGAUGCGAAAGAGAGCGCUCUUUGUGUGUGUGUGUGUGUGUGUGUGUGUGUGUGUGUGUGGCACAUCAAUCACCUGCAUGGUAGAGAAAGGGCAAGGGUUUGUGGGUGUGUGAGUUUGUGAGCAUUUUUCAAAACAGGGUAGUAGAAAAUGUAUCUCAUUGGCACAACCAUGAUACAGCCUUGUUACAGCCUAGAUACAGCCAUGAAGAAACAGCCUUGAUACAACUAUGAAGAUACAGUCUUGAUGCAGCCUUGAUACCACCAUGAUACAACUAUGAAGAUAUACCUUGAUGCAGCCUUGAUGCAGCCUUGAUACCACCAUGAUACAACUAUGAAGAUACAGCCUUGUUACAGCCUAGAUACAAGCCAUGAAGAAACAGCCUUGAUACAACUAUGAAGAUACAGUCUUGAUGCAGCCUUGAUACCACCAUGAUACAACUAUGAAGAUAUACCUUGAUGCAGCCUUGAUACCACCAUGAUACAACUAUGAAGAUAUACCUUGAUGCAGCCUUGAUACCACCAUGAUACAACUAUGAAGAUACAGCCUUGUUACAGCCUAGAUACAAGCCAUGAAGAAACAGCCUUGAUACAACUAUGAAGAUACAGUCUUGAUGCAGCCUUGAUACCACCAUGAUACAACUAUGAAGAUAUACCUUGAUGCAGCCUUGAUGCAGCCUUGAUACCACCAUGAUACAACUAUGAAGAUAUACCUUGAUGCAGCCUUGAUGCAGCCUUGAUACCACCAUGAUACAACUAUGAAGAUACAGCCUUGGUACAACCAUGAUACAGCCAAGAUACAGCAUUGAUACAACUAUGAAGAUACAGCCUUGAUACAACCAAGAUACAGCCUUGAUACAACCAUGAUACAGCAUUGAUACAGCCUAGAUACAGCCUUGAUACAACUAUGAAGAUACAGCCUUGAUACAGCCAUAAUACAACCAUGAUACAGCUUUGAUACAAGGCUCACAGUUUUCUGUUAUUAGUUUUGUUCAUUUUUUUUGCUUUGUCAUCAGAUCAGGACGUGGCACAUACUGAUAAAGUUUAUUUUAUGUUAUGCAUUACAAAAAAAACUUUAAAGAGUUUUUCAAGAUUUCUUAUAAAAGAAGCAUUAUAGAAGCUUUAUUUUGUUUCACUGUUUGAGCCUCAAAACAGAUGACCUGUUUCUGUCAUUAAGGUCUAUAUGCUGUGUGCACUUUUUCAGUGCUUUACUAGAACUGAGAUUUAAAAAUAUUUUUUUGUUUUUAGAUCUUUUUGAGAAUACAAUAAGAUUUAUACAUACACUACAUGACCAAAAGUAUGUGGACACCUACUAGCAAUGCCGACGCUUGGCAUUGCGCGUGGUGAUCUUAGGCUUUUGUGCAGCUGCUCGGCCAUGGAAACCCAUUUCAUGAAGCUCCCGAUAAACAGUUCUUGUGCUGACAUUGCUUUCAGAGGCAGUUUGGAACUCGUAGUGAGGUAUUGCAACCAAGGACAGGCGAUUUUUACGCCUUCAACACUCGGCGGUCCUAUUCUGUGGACUUGUGUGACCUACCACUAAGCUGCUGAGCCGUUGUUGCUCUUAGAUAUUUCCACUUCACAAUAACAGCACUUAUAGUUGACCGGGGCAGCUCUUGCAGGGUAGAAAUUUGGUGAACUGACUUGUUGGAAAGGUGGCAUCCUAUGACGGUGCCACGUUGAAAGUCACUGAGCUCUUUUUAAGGCCAUGCUACUGUCAAUGUUUGUCUAGGGAGAUUGCAUGGCUGUGUGCUUGAUUUUAUACACCUGUCAGGAACGGGUGUGGCUGAAAUAGCCGAAUCCACUAAUUUGAAGGCGUGUCCACAUACUUUUGUAUAUAUAGUGUAUGUAUUGUACAAAACUGUAGAGUUUUAUUCAUUUUUUUGAUGGUCACAGUACAUUUUAUGUAUAAAUAAAUGUUUUAAAUC
Oncorhynchus masou masou (cherry salmon) is the source of this 3404-nucleotide messenger RNA. RefSeq names its product sphingosine 1-phosphate receptor 4-like. Gene Ontology annotation, biological process: adenylate cyclase-activating G protein-coupled receptor signaling pathway; regulation of metabolic process. Gene Ontology annotation, molecular function: sphingosine-1-phosphate receptor activity. Lineage: Eukaryota; Metazoa; Chordata; Actinopteri; Salmoniformes; Salmonidae. The coding region runs from base 249 to 1454 and encodes 401 amino acids. The transcript has 2 exons. Gene Ontology annotation, cellular component: plasma membrane; cytoplasm. The record is from RefSeq and is a predicted model, not a curated record.